AUGGCGUCGGGACGCGCGGUCGCUGGCCUCGUCGCCCUGCUCGCCUUCCUGCAGCCUCUCCAGGGCUCCUUUCAGGUUUCAAUCAUUCACGAAGUGUUGGACAAGGAUGCGAAACGCCUUCUCAAGGCGUCUUUUUUUGAAAAUAGAAAAUUCGGCGCUGGUCUGCAAUGCGCCGUCGGGUGUAUGCAGACGAGACUUUUUUUUCACGCCAUUUUUCGAAAUUUCAUCAUUUUUCCUUUUUUUUUAUUUUUGUAUUAGUAUUGUAGUACAUAAUUUUCAUUAUACUGCCAUUUUUUUUUAUAAAAAAAGGAUCUCGCCAAAUUUGAACGGAGCUCUUCGAAUCAUAAAAAAAAUUUUUAAUUAAAAAAAUUCAUUUCAAUUUUUUUCUGAAUGUAUGUUUCCCAAUAGCUGCUUUUUUCAUUUGCGCAUCGAGCCAUUCCAAAUGCGACCAGAAUUUUUCCCAAAAAAAAAAAAUUAGGAACGGCGACUCUAUGAGGACCUCAUGCGCGACUACAACAAUCUCGAGCGGCCCGUUGCCAAUCAUUCGAUGCCGGUUACCGUAUUCCUCAAGGUAGCACGGGGAUACUGUAGACAUUGUAGCGAGAAAUUCCCUUAAGGUCUCCCUGCAACAGAUCAUUGACGUCGAUGAGAAGAAUCAGAUCGUCUACGUCAACGCCUGGUUGGACUAUGUCAGUAGUAAUCCCCUACAGUGACCCCGAAAAAAGUAUACUGUAGACGUGGAACGACUACAAGCUGGUCUGGGACACGGCCGAGUACGGUAACAUCACGGAUGUCCGAUUUCCGGCUGGAAAAAUCUGGAAACCCGACGUCCUCUUGUACAACAGGUAUCAAGGGGGAAUGACGCAGUUGGGGAAAUUGGAUUUGUCUUGAGAAAAUGAGGUUGAGAUGAGGGGGAGAAAAGAUUGAGCUGGAGGACUUGCUCUGGAAGAAGACCACCUUGUUGAGAAGAAAAAAAAAUGUUUUUUGAUUUCGAAUUCGAGAAAAGUUGAGCAUUAUGGCUUAACGUUAAGGGAAAUAGGGUAUAGCUGAAUUUUUUCAAAAAGGACUUUUAAAAUGCUUCAAAUUUCUUACGUAUAUUCGAUAAAAUGCGUAGAAAUCAAAAAAGAUUGAAGCUUUUUGAAAAAUAAUUUUUUAACUCUAAAAACCAAGAAAAAAGUUAAAUUUGUCAAUGGAGCGCAGAAACUUGUAUUUUCGAGCCUUUCAAGCGUUUUCUUGUAUUUACGUUCAGAAAGAUCAGGAAAAUGUGUGAAAAAUGUGCAAAAAUGCGAAAUGAAAUUUUUUCCGAGGGUUACGGUAUGUUUAAGUCCACAUUUGGCGUGUGCGUGUUUGCACAUUUUGAUUUUUUCAAUCUUCGCGGUUUCUUAAUCUUUUUUUUAGAUCCGAUUCAACUGUUACCUUUAUUUUCAAUCCAUUUCGAUAAAAUGUAGAAAAAACUGAAAAAAAAACGCGUAGAUCGUACCACAAAAUGUGCAAACACGCCCACGCCAAAAUGCGGACUUUCACAUACAGUACUCCUCGGUAGAAGGAGGACUCGCCCUUGUCUCCGAAAUGAGUAACUUGCUUCAAAAUUAACUGCGAAUCUUCCUGAACUCACGGAAACGGUCAAAAAUGGGGAAAUCAAAGCUUUUUUGAAACUAGACCAUCUUUAUAACUAGAAAGAAUUUUUUCUCAGCGUGGACACAAACUUCGAUUCGACAUACCAGACCAACAUGGUGGUCUACUCGACGGGAGAUGUUCACUGGGUCCCGCCGGGAAUCUUCAAAAUCUCCUGCAAAAUCGACAUUCAGUGGUUCCCCUUCGAUGAGCAGAAGUGCUUCUUUAAGGUAACCCAAAAAAAAAAAACGAUCCAGGAACCAAAAAAGGGUCUUCCGUAUUCAAAUAAAAAGCAAUGAGAAUCGUAGAAACCAAAAAACCCUCGAUAGGGCUCGAACCAGGAUCCCUUUGACCAUCAACUAUUCCCUUAGCCACUUGACCAAGCUCUUCAAGUUGGGCUCCUGCGCCUUUUCGAUAUCAGACCCGGAAUCAGUAUGAAAAGUUAAAACUAGUGAGGCUAGUCUCUUUCAAAAAAUAGUUCCGACCGUUUUUCGGUCGGCAGGACUCGAACCAGGGUCCUUCUGAUCAUCAGCUAAUCUCUUAGCCACUUGACCAAGCUCAUCAAGUUGGGCUCCUUAGCUUUUUUGAUGUUACAUCCGGAAUCGGAAUGAAAAGUUACAACCAGUGAGGCUAGUCUCAUACAAAAAUUUGGUCAGACCAUUUUCUGGUCGUCAGGACUCGAACCAGGAUACCUUUGACCAUUAACUGUUCUCUUAGCCACUUGACCAAUCUCCUUCAGUUCGGCUCGUGGACCUACGACGGCUACAAACUCGACCUGCGACCUUCGACCGGCGGCUUCGACAUCAGCGAGUACCUUCCCAACGGCGAAUGGGCUUUACCAUGUUAACCCUCCCACCGUACCCGGCUACAGUACCCUUUCCUCGAUUACAGUAACCACCGUCUCGCGAAACGUCAAGUUCUACGACUGCUGUCCGGAACCGUAUCCCGACCUCACGUUUUACCUUCACAUGCGACGUCGCACUCUCUACUACGGUACCCCCUACCGUAAUCCAGCCCAAAGCUACAGUAACCCCUUGUUAAGGGUUCAAUUUGAUCAUGCCGUGCAUUCUGACAACGCUGAUGACGUUGCUCGGGUUCACGCUGCCGCCGGACGCCGGCGAAAAAAUCACACUUCGUUUGCCUACCGUAACCCCCUUUGGAUUACUGUAGUUUUGUUGCAGAGAUUACGGUAUUACUGUCGAUUUGCUUCUUUCUGAGUAUCGUGUCGGACAUGUCGCCGCCAACGUCGGAAGCCGUUCCGUUGCUGGGUUUGUUGGCUUUUUUCGCGGUAACAUGAGCAAUUAUGAGAAGUUUGGGUCGGAUUUUUUUUUCUAUGAGUUUUGCGCAUUUUCUAAACGUUUUUUUUUUCGAGUUUUUUGGAUUUUUUCACAAUUUCCAGGUGUUUUUCGGUUUUGCGCAGGUUUUUAGUGGUUAUUUGUGCACGAAAAAGCGAUUUUUGGCUAAAUUUUUCAUUAUAGAACUUUAGGUAUCUUCUUCACGUGUUGUAUGAUCGUCGUGACGGCGUCGACGGUGUUCACGGUCUAUGUGCUCAAUUUGCACUACCGUACCCCCUGA
Messenger RNA from Caenorhabditis auriculariae, 3189 nucleotides. The record is from the annotation of a GenBank genome assembly. Lineage: Eukaryota; Metazoa; Nematoda; Chromadorea; Rhabditida; Rhabditidae.